AUGCAACAUCGUUAUCAUCAAAAAGGGUAAAAAGUGAAAAAGGCAAGUUGUAGCCACGUAUUCAAUCUUAUCCUUAUUUUCACAUGUCUUUACAUACUUCAAACCAAACACAUCCACUUUAAUCAUCAAAAGCAUUUCUAUUUCUCUCUCUAUAGCAUCAACAAUGGCGACUUCAUUUUCUUGUUUUUGUUCUGCUCCACUUCAAUCAUCUGUUAAUCGGGUAAACCCCGACUUGACCCGUCAAAAACCAAUUUCGGGGUCAUCCUGGUGGACCCCACUCUUUGGCUGGUCCUCUGAACCGGACUAUAUCGUUGAUUCCGGUUCUAGUAGUAGUAUCAAAACCGGGCAGCCCAGGGAGGUUUCGGGUCUAAAAUCGGAUCCAGAAACGGGUCGUUGCAGAUCCAAGUUCCAGCCUGGAUGUUUCACGGAAGACAAAGCGAAAGAGCUAAGGAGAAAGACGAUGGAGAGCUCUAAUUUUCAUGAUAUCAUGUACCAUUCUGCAAUCGCAUCUCGUCUUGCGUCGGAUGUUUCCGAUCGGUGACUAAGUUCGCCGGCGAAUUAGGUGGUCGGAUUUGUUGGUCUUUUUUUUUUGCUGCCAAAUCAAUCUGUCGACUUGAAAAUUGUGUUUUUAAUUCUCUUCUUUCUAGUUUUUUCUGAAAUAAAGAUCUGACGAUAAUUUCGAGGAUUUUGCGUGGAUUGUUGUCUUUGUACCAUUAUCUUAUGAUGGAAGCCAAUGUAUGAUGUAAUCCCUAUCUUAUGAUGCCUAUGGAAUGUAGAUUACUAUUGCCAGAAAAA
Messenger RNA from Solanum dulcamara, 795 nucleotides. RefSeq lists its product as uncharacterized. The record is from RefSeq and is a predicted model, not a curated record. The transcript has a single exon. Lineage: Eukaryota; Viridiplantae; Streptophyta; Magnoliopsida; Solanales; Solanaceae. Bases 164 to 541 code for a protein of 125 amino acids.